GUCGCAGCCGACAGCGCGGUGAGUUUUAGUGAAGGAAAACUGACAGCUCGGAGAUGAACGGAAUCGCUCUGGCUCCUCUCGUGUCGAGCUCUCCGGGUGAGAACGAGUACCCGUCCGGCUUCCCGCAGAGCAUCUGUGAUGAGGUCCCGGCGCCCAAGUACCUGUGCAGCCACUGCGACUGCGUGCUGAACGGAGCGCACCAGAGCGCGUGCGGCCACCGUUACUGCCUCGCGUGCGUUCACUGGCUCAUCAGAAACAACAAAAAUCUUGUGUGUACAAAGUGUAAAGACGACCCAAACCUGCAAACCAACCACAGCCUGUUGACUCUCGACCAGUUCUUCAACGACGCAGCAAUCAAUAAAGAGAUUCUAGCGCUGAGAGUGCACUGCGCUAACAACGGCUGUACUUGGAAGAGCACGCUGAAGGACUUUGAGGAGCAUCAGAGUCAGUGUGAGUAUGCCUUAAUCCCCUGCAAUGUUGGCUGUGGCUUGAUGGUUUUGAGGAGGACUUUGGCUACUCACCUAGAGAAAGGCUGUCCCAAUAAUAAGAGCACAUGUCCUGCAUGUUCCUGCCCUCUGACCCCUUCGGAGCUCCAGAAGCAUGUGUGUUCCAGUGACAAGAAGGCUCCAAAAGUUGAGAAACGUCAAAAGGAUAAUAAGCAAGCAAAUUCGAAGAAAAAAGAAACCUGUCAAUUCACUGAAAUAGGAUGCACAUUUAAGGGAACCGUGGAGAAAGUGCGAGAGCAUGAAAACUGCAGUUCUGCACCCCACCUCCAGCUCCUCCUGGAGGCCCUCAGGGGCAUUCGGGUCUCUGUUCCUUCCCUACCUGGGAGGAGUGUGCACUUCCCAGGUCUGGACCUGCUCCUCCAUGGCCAGAGCUCAGCUUCAGUCUGUCCUGAGUCAGCUGGUGAGCUAGAGACCGACGGAGGGGAUGGAGGAGUGAUGAACGACAUGGCGCUCAGCCUUCACGAUGACCAGGCUGAGCUGGAAGUGGGUCAGCAGCUUCACGCUCUUCAGCAGAGGCUUCAGAUCAUGGAGAAUAUCAUCACAGCACUCAACCGUGAGGUGGAGAAAACCCAGCUUACAGUGGCAGCCUUGGACAGAGACUCCCAGAACAGCAUGCAGCUGGUGGAGCACUUGGAGAGUGUGGUUGCCGACCAGCAGCAGAGAAUGAUGAGGAAAGAUGCGCACAUCGCAUCCCUGCAGCAAAGCAUCAACGCGCAGCAUGACGUGUCCUAUGAUGGCACGUUUCUCUGGAAGAUCUCUAACGUCAGUCAGAAGCUAAGAGAGGCAGCCACAGGGCUAAAGAGCAGCCAGUACUCACCAGCCUUUUUUACGUCCAGGUAUGGAUUUAAAGUCUGCAUGCGGCUGUACAUGCAUGGCGACGGAGUCGGGAAAGGAACACACAUCUCUCUUUUCUUUGUGAUUAUGAAAGGAGAGUAUGACCCACUUCUCUCAUGGCCUUUCAAACACAAGGUCACUUUCUUGCUCAUUGACCAGAACCAAAGAGAGCACGUAAUCGACACGUUCCGCCCCGAUCUCUCGUCCAUGUCAUUCCAGCGGCCCGUCUCUGAGAUGAACGUGGCCAGCGGCUGCCCUCUCUUCUGCCCUCUGGCCAGGCUGCGCUCCCCGAAGCAUGCAUACUGUAAAGACGACACGCUAUUUAUCAAGUGUGUGGUGGACUCAUCCUGAAUGCUGAAUGAUGACAUAACUGAGGAAGAAGGGACUGAGGUCAGGUUGAGUGGACUGCUACUGCAGGAUAUCUCGCUCUGGGUGACAAAAUGUGCUCUGAAUCAUUCUUUUGCUGCUGUGCCUAGAACAUACUCAACAUUUUGCAGAUUAAUAACUGCAUUAGGCUGCAAUUACGGAUCAAAUAUUAUUAUCAUUAUUAUUAUUAUUUAUUGAGUUUUUAUUAUAUGUAUAUUAAGUUUGAUACGAACAGUUUAAGCCAAAAAGAUUUAUACAGAAAUAUAUUAAUCUUGAAUAAAAUAUCUUAAAAAAAUAUUAAAUUAAUAAUGAAUUAUUGUAUAAUGUAUAAAUGGAGUCACGUGUUUAAACAUUUUUUAAGGAGUUUUUUUUUUUUAUUAACACAACAUCCAUU
Messenger RNA from Clarias gariepinus (North African catfish), 2100 nucleotides. RefSeq names its product TNF receptor-associated factor 1 (gene traf1). The transcript is spliced from 10 exons. Lineage: Eukaryota; Metazoa; Chordata; Actinopteri; Siluriformes; Clariidae. The record is from RefSeq and is a predicted model, not a curated record. Gene Ontology annotation, molecular function: ubiquitin protein ligase binding; tumor necrosis factor receptor binding; zinc ion binding. The coding region runs from base 54 to 1691 and encodes 545 amino acids. Gene Ontology annotation, biological process: tumor necrosis factor-mediated signaling pathway; protein K63-linked ubiquitination; positive regulation of JNK cascade. Gene Ontology annotation, cellular component: plasma membrane signaling receptor complex; cytoplasmic side of plasma membrane.